Molecule: messenger RNA, 3151 nt
Organism: Rhopalosiphum maidis (corn leaf aphid)
Lineage: Eukaryota; Metazoa; Arthropoda; Insecta; Hemiptera; Aphididae
Product: protein PFC0760c-like
Exons: 6
Coding region: 321-3071 (916 amino acids)
Biological process (GO): cytoplasmic translational initiation
Cellular component (GO): cytoplasmic stress granule
Molecular function (GO): ATP binding; translation initiation factor activity
Source: RefSeq, a predicted model, not a curated record
AUUAACUUAAUAACUUAAAAUUAAAAUAAAUAUUGGAUACCACGAUUAGUGAUUAUUAUUAAUAUAUCCGCAGAUGUUUUAUUUUAUCGUACUAUGGUCUUUCUCAGUCGUCUGAUUAUCAAUAAUCGUAUUAAACUAUUAACUAUUUAGUGAUCUUACAUUUUUUUAAAUUGUUUAUUUGGACGUUCAUGCUAGUGGUGUAUCAUAAAAAUGUUCCAUUUCUUUUAGUUGUAUGUAUUAUACGUAUUAAUGAUCAAUUUGAGAAAGUAUAUAAAAACUGAAGUGUCAAAUAGAAUGAGAAAUAAAAAAUAAAAAUAAUAAUGGACUUAGAAAUUGAAAAAUAUGUGAGAAAGCAAAUUCAACUCCAAGAACAAAUUAAGGAGUUGUUUGCUGAGAAAAAAAUGUUACAAAACCAAAUCUGUGUACUCAAUGAAUGUUUAUCAUUAGAAAAGGUAAAUCGGAAAAUUUCUGAGUUGGAGAAUAAACAAAAAAUAUUAACAUCAUUAGAAAGUAUGGUUAAUAAUUUAAGAACUGAUAUUAAACCAUUAGAGUAUUUAAAACAAGUUUUGCAAAGACAACUUAUGGUUUCAACUCUACCUACUAAUGAUUUGAAUAUGGAGGAACAAAAAUAUUCUGAAAGUUCAUUGUCAACAUCAAAUAGCUUAUGUGCCAUUGAAACAAUGGAUUCUUCAAGUGAUGUUAGCUCAGAAGACAGUAUCAUGAUUUUAUCAGAUUAUGAUGUGGUUUCGGAUGAAGAACUUUUUAACAAUACAGAAAAAUCUGUUGAGAACAAAGUUAUGUACGAAGAAGCACUGCUGAUGGCAUCUAGUGUGCAUUUAUCAUUGGUUGAACAUCUAAUCUCAAAUAAUGACUCAAUUGAACCUUUUAUAAAUAAUAGUGAUCAAGUAAAAGACAACAAUUGUCAUGUACAAUCUAAUUCUAAAAAUACGGUUUCAUUGAUGAAUACAAGUAAUAAGAGUGAACAACUCUUAGAAUUAUGUGAUGUUGUCAGCAAACUAAACCUUCUAAAUUGUAAUGAAAAUGAAAACAUUGAAAUGAAAUGCAAUGAAAGAAAAACCAAACCAAUAGUUUAUAAAGCAGAUCAGCCAUACAUAUAUGAUAAAGAAUUAUGUGAUACUGGAAUAAAAUCAUUAGAUAAUAAGGAAUGUGAUAAUGUGUCAAAAUUAGUUAAUGAUUCAUGGGUGAAGAUCAACACUAAUGAAAUUUCCAAUGAAAAACUUGUUGAUAUUUUUCAAUCAGUUACUGAUUCACAAAAGGAUAACAAAGUUUCAAAAGUAAACGUAGAUGUAGAUAUUUGUGAAAACAAUAUUGAUGAAAUCAAGAGUUUUGACAAUAGUAACAAUGUCGAUUUUAAUGAUGAAAAUGAAAUUCAAAAGCAAGAUUGUUUGGUUAAAGAUAAAAUUGAUGUCAAUUCGUUACUUUUUAAUGAAGAUUCUAAUGUACUUAAACAAUUAAAUCUACCAAAAGAAAAUUUGAAUGUAGAAAUUCAAGAACAAAAUGAUCAUUUAUGUAAUCACCAGUUUGAAUCAAAAGGUAUUAUUGAAAUUAAAAAUAUUGAAAAUGUUUGCAAUGAUAUUGAUAUAAAGAGUGAAAGUAUUGUUCAACAAUAUGAAAAUAAAAUUAUGUCAUCAUCAUUAUCAAGCACUAAUGAUUCCAAUAUAUCAAAUAAAUUCAUUGAACUGAAAGUUAACACAGAGAAAGAAAGUCAAGUAUAUAUACACCAGUUUGAAUCUAUAAAUAGUAGUAAAAUUAAGAGUUGUCUAACCAAGAAUAUUUAUAAUGAAAAUGAAAAUAAUCCAGUUUGUCCAUAUGAUGAAGUUAAAAUUACAACUUCAUUGCCAAAUACUGAAUGUUCUAAUGUACCAAAUAAAUCGAAUAAUUUAUUUACCAAUAUUAAUGAUAAAGUGUCUUCUAUUAAUAAUAACGAAAAGCCUAUUCUGAUAUGUCGUACUAUAAACCUGAAGGAUGAAUUAUUAAAUGGUAUUCAUCAGUAUGGCAUUCAAGAUCUAACGUCCUUACAACAGCAAUGCAUGUCUCAUUGUAUUAAUGGAUGUGAUGUUAUUUUUCACUCUUAUCCUUGUGUUGGAAAAUCAACCGUGUGUCUCAUUUCAGUGUUGCAAAGAAUUAACACUAGUUUAAAUGAAUGCCAAGCAAUUAUAUUAGUUCCAACAUUAGAAUUGGCAUUGUCUGCUCAAAAGACAAUGAAAUCAAUUGGGAAAUUUUUAAAUGUUUCUACAUGUAUUGGCGGUACCAAUGUUCCUCGUAAACUUUCACCAGUCCCUCAUGUAGUGAUUAGUACUCUACAAGGCUUAUGUGAAAUGAUCAAUUGCAAUUCACUGUGUAAAGAUUUUAUAAAAAUGCUUGUAAUUGAUGAUGCCGAAGACAUGUUAAAAUGCAAUGGAUUUUUUAAUAAAAUUAGAUAUGUUUUAUUAUUCCUUAACAAUAACUGUCAAUUAAUUAUUAUGUCCACUUCAAAAAUAGAGGAAAUCUUAGAUCAGUUUUCUGAUUUAAUGCAGAAUCCCGAGUAUAUAUUGGCACCAAAUGAAAAACCUUCAUUGAAUGAUAUAUUACAGUAUUGUGUUUAUGUACCUGAAGAAUGGAAAUUUGAUGCAUUCUGUGAACUCUAUGAAGUGCUCGAUUUAAUACAUACUGUUGUUUACUGUAACACAUGGAGCAAGUCUUUGGAAAUAGCAGAAGCUAUGCGUCUUAAAACAUAUUUAGUAUCGGCAGUAUAUAACAAAAUGGAUAUAUAUCAGAGGAAUCUCGUACUACACCAGUUUCAAUCUGGUAUUAACAGGGUAUUAAUAACUUCUGAAUUACAGAGAGGCGAGGAUUUUUCAGACAUAUCUUGGGUUAUAAAUUAUGAUCUUCCUAAAAGUUCAAAAGACUAUGUACGUAAAAUUAUUGGUUGUUUUAACCGCAGAGUGAAGGUAAUUAAUUUUAUCACCACAAAUGAUAAGACAGCCAAAGAAGUUAUUGAGACUGAUUUUAAUGUAAGUAUGCUGAAUUUGUCUCAGGAUCUUACUGAUUUAUGUGUAUCUAAUUUGUAAUCUAUUAUUUAAUAAUAAUCCAAUAUUUAAUGUUAAAUAUCAACAAAUAUUACUACUUUGGGAUUAUAUUUUAAUUUGUU